CUGUCCUUUUAUAAUCAAUUCGCCCCAUCAUUUUAAGUUCUACAAGUCUCACAAUUAUAGAAUCGAAGUGUUUUACUGGUCCCUUAAUCGCGUAUCGAAAAUCAUCAUGGCAGCGCUAAAGAAGGUUUUGGUAAUUGGGGCUUCCACUAGUGGAAUGGCUAACCUCGGUGCGUCUCUCGUUGAAGAACUUAAGGCAGACGGAACCUUUGAAAUCACAGUGCUGUCCCGCAAAUCAUCACCCACAGCAACAAAGGGGGUCAAUCUAGUCAAGGUGGACGAUAGCUUUCCACAGGGCGAUUUGGAGAAAGUAUUCACUGGCCAAGAUGCCGUGGUCAUGACUACCAGUUUCCAGCUGUUUGGCCAGGAAGACAAGUUCAUUGAUGCAGCCGUAAAAGCGGGAGUUAAGCGUUUCAUCUCUUCCGACUUUACCAGCAACACCACAAACAUGGAUACACUAGCCAUGUUUCCCAUGAUGGGAGGUAAAGCCAGAGUGAACGGCGAACUCAAGGCUAAGGAGAGUACUGGACUCACUUGGACGGCGAUUAGCACUGGGAUCUUCUUGGACAUUGGACUUAUGACGGGAUUCGUAGGCUAUGACUUGAAGGGCCAUACUGCUACGAUCUGGGAUGACGGAAACGCCAAGUUCUCCGUUUCUACGAAAGCAAAUGUCGCCAAGGCAAUCACCAGAGUUCUUAGGAACCCUGAAAUCACCGCCAAUCAGCAUGUCUUCGUAUCAUCGCUAGAAACGUCGAUGAACGAGAUUCUAUCCGGACUAGAGAAAGGUCAAGGCGUCAAGUAUGAUAUCUCGUAUACCAAGUUGGAGGAUGAAGUCGCAUUCGGCAAAUCUAUGCUCGCAAAGGGGGACUUUAUGAAGGCCCACAAGUUGGUACUGGCUGCGAGUCUUAUUCCGGGAUACGGAAACAACUUUGCAGAGGAAGAAAAACUCUGGAACGAUGUACUAGGAGUACCCCGGGAGAGUAUCGAUGAGGUGGUUGGAAAGGUUAUCAGAGGCUGAGAGAUCUCAAAGAGAUGGAACCCAUCAGGGCUGUAGGGCAUAGGAUCAAACCUACCUACAGUUACUUCCUUCGAGAAGCUUGUCCGUAGCAUCAAUGCAGAAAUAUCCAUUGAA
Annulohypoxylon maeteangense is the source of this 1129-nucleotide messenger RNA. Its product is annotated as NmrA-like family protein. The record is from RefSeq and is a predicted model, not a curated record. The transcript is spliced from 3 exons. The coding region runs from base 107 to 1015 and encodes 302 amino acids. Gene Ontology annotation, molecular function: oxidoreductase activity. NCBI's taxonomy places the organism in Eukaryota, Fungi, Ascomycota, Sordariomycetes, Xylariales, Hypoxylaceae.